Messenger RNA from Carya illinoinensis, 891 nucleotides. RefSeq lists its product as uncharacterized. The transcript has 4 exons. The record is from RefSeq and is a predicted model, not a curated record. NCBI's taxonomy places the organism in Eukaryota, Viridiplantae, Streptophyta, Magnoliopsida, Fagales, Juglandaceae. The coding region runs from base 274 to 687 and encodes 137 amino acids.
UGCAUACACGAUACAAAACCAUCACUCUUUUCCUUCCUUCCGUUUCUCUCUAUUCCCUCUCUCUCUCUCAAGCCGUCGCCGUGAGUCCGUUUCUCUCCUUGCUCUCACUGUUGCUCUCUCUAUCCUCACCGUCGCGAUUAAAAAUUUUGCGAUUGACAAUUUCCUUGCACCUCUACCUCUGUGAUCCGAGUCUUCUUCCUAAACUCCAUCUUCCAUCGCCUCACUAGAUUGUGACCAUGAACAUUAAUUGUUUAGGCUGGCCAAGAAGGUGCAAUGGGAACUACAGAGACACCGCGAAAAACUGGCCUUCCUCAAAUUGUUAUACGAGAUAAGGGAUUGAAAUUGGCGGAACACUGGGUUGAUAACAUGACAAAAGGUGCAGAAGAUGAACGAACAGAAGUAGAAUUACAGGCUCGACCUAACAGACUUGGAUUGGGUGCAAAAAUUUCGCGUCAGUCCAAAGUUGGACCUUCAAAUGACCCGCUUGAAAGGAAACUACAUGCCAAGUUAAACAUAGGGAAAAGGAAAGCUGCCCAAAGUGCCAAGGGAUCCACUCCUGCGAGAGAUGGAGGUGAAAAUGAUGAUGACAGUGAAGAGGAUUUAGACAGCAGAACAAGGGCAUUUGACAAGAAGAGAGCAGCUGCUUCUGGAACUGCAUUUUUACAGGCAAAAAAAACUCGGAAAUAAUAAUUUACAGAUGUCUAUGUCGAGUCUUCUAGGGUAUUUUUCUAUUUUGUUCUCUGUUGUAUAAUGUUUAUUAGGACUUGACUCUACAAAUCAAUUCUGUGUAGAAUACUCACCAGGGAUGCUUAUGCUUUGUAUAUGUCUAGCAAUAUAAUUCUGGAAUCUAUUGAGCUGUGCUCCAUUUUAAUGAUGUUUACAUUCAAGGAA